CGGCCGCGUGCGGAUGGCCAUGCACUAGGUUGGGCUCCCCUAUGCUCCGGGAGAGCGCCGGCCACCGCCUCAGGCCGCUGCCGCCGCCGCCUCUUCCUGCCGCCGCUCGCCGUGUCCGCGUCGGAGCCGGAGCCCGAGCCGCAGCCUGCCCCAGGCCUGGGCGUCGAGCAGCCGGCGGCGCGGCCAUGUGGGGCUAGUCCGCCCCGCGCACGCUGCAGCGGACCGGCAACAUGGAGGCAGCCGUCGGCGCGCCCGACGGCGUGGACCAGGGCGGCGUGGGGGCGCUGGAGGAUGCGACGCCCAUGGACGCCUAUCUGCGCAAACUGGGCUUGUAUCGGAAAUUGGUCGCCAAGGACGGGUCGUGCUUGUUCCGGGCUGUGGCCGAGCAGGUAUUGCACUCUCAAUCGCGACAUGUGGAAGUUAGAAUGGCCUGUAUUCACUACCUUCGAGAAAACAGAGAGAAAUUUGAAGCGUUUAUAGAAGGAUCAUUUGAAGAAUAUUUAAAACGUUUGGAAAACCCACAGGAAUGGGUAGGACAAGUGGAAAUAAGUGCCCUUUCUCUUAUGUACAGGAAAGAUUUUGUAAUAUAUCAGGAGCCAAAUGUUUCUCCUUCACAUGUAACUGAAAAUAAUUUUCCUGAGAAGGUGUUACUGUGUUUUUCAAAUGGAAAUCAUUAUGACAUUGUCUAUCCUAUAACGUAUAAAGAUAGUUCUGCUAUGUGUCAGUCUAUCCUUUAUGAACUGCUGUAUGAGAAGGUAUUUAAAACCGAUGUCAGUAAAAUCAUGAUGGGACUAGAAGCCUCUGAGGUGGCUGAUGGAAGCAACAGUGAGAUAUCAGAUUCUGAGGAUGACAGCUGCAAGAGUAACAUUACUGCUGCUACUGAUGUGAAUGGAUUUAAACCCUCAGGCAGUGAGAACCCUAAGAACAAUGGGAACUCAGCUGACCUUCCUUUGUCCAGAAAGGUUCUUAAGUCACUCAACCCAGCAGUCUAUAGAAAUGUGGAGUAUGAAAUUUGGUUGAAGUCUAAACAAGCUCAACAAAAACGUGAUUAUUCCAUUGCUGCUGGCUUACAAUAUGAAGUUGGAGAUAAAUGCCACCAGGUUAGAUUGGAUCAUAAUGGGAAAUUAUCUAAUGCAGACAUUCAUGGGGUUCACUCUGAGAAUGGACCAGUUUUGUCUGAAGACCUAGGGAAAAAACAUACACCGAAGAACCUCAAGCCACCUCCCCCAGAAAGCUGGAACACGGUGUCAGGAAAGAAGAUGAAAAAACCUAAUUCUGGGCAAAAUUUUCAUUCAGAUACGGAUUAUAGAGGGCCAAAGAAUCUAAACAAGCCAAUCAAAGCCCCAUCUGCACUACCUCCUCGACUACAGCAUCCUUCAUCGGGUGUAAGACAGCAUGUGUUCUCGGGUCAUUCUACAGGGUCCCAGUCUCAGAAAUCCUCCAGUGAGCAUAAGAGUCUGAGUAGGAUGCCUUCACAGAUCACGAGAAAACCUGACCGUGAAAGGGCUGAGGAUUUUGAUCACGUGAGUCGUGAAUCUUACUAUUUUGGCCUCUCCCCAGAAGAACGCAGAGAGAAGCAAGCUAUUGAAGAGUCUCGUUUACUCUAUGAGAUUCAGAACCGGGAUGAACAGGCUUUUCCAGCCCUUUCUAGUUCAUCAGUCAGUCAGUCACCUUCUCAUAAUAGCAACUCGUGUGUCCCGAGGAAGUCUUCACAUGCAAGGGACAGGAAGGGAAGCAUGCGGAGAGCAGAUGCGGAGGAACGAAAGGACAAAGACUCUCCACGUGGCCAUAGUCAUGUGGAUAAAAAACCCGAGCCAAGCACACUGGAGAUCAGCGAUGAUAAAUGUACAAGAGUUUCAUCACCAUCUAAGUCAAAGAAAGAGUCCCCAUCUCCUAUAGAACAAAAGCCAGCAGAACAUAUACCUUUGUCAAAUCCAGCUCCCCUUCUAGUUUCUCCAGAAGUACAUCUCACUCCUGCGGUGCCUUCUUUACCAGCCACUGUGCCAGCCUGGCCAAGUGAGCCUACAACUUUUGGACCAACAGGUAUCCCUGCUCAGAUUCCCAUGUUGUCAGUGACACAGACCACUGGACCUGAUGCUGCCGUGUCACCAGCGCAUUUAACACCCUCUCCGGUUCCUGUGUCAAUUCAGGCCGUUAACCAGCCCUUGAUGCCUUUGCCUCAGACAAUGAGCCUCUAUCAAGACCCCCUCUAUCCUGGGUUUCCGUGUAGUGAGAAGGGAGAUCGAGCCAUUGCACCACCUUAUUCACUGUGUCAGACCGGCGAGGACCUGCCUAAAGAUAAGAACAUUCUUCGGUUCUUCUUCAAUCUUGGUGUAAAGGCAUAUAGUUGUCCUAUGUGGGCCCCACAUUCUUACCUGUAUCCUCUGCACCAGGCAUACAUGGCAGCCUGCAGGAUGUACCCAAAGGUCCCUAUUCCUGUAUAUCCUCAGAAUACUUGGUUUCAAGAAGCCCCUCCUGCUCAGAGUGAAAGUGACUGUCCUUGCACUGAUGCCCACUACUCUAUGCACCCUGAGGCCAGUGUUAAUGGUCAGAUGCCACAGGCAGAGAUUGGACCGCCUGCAUUUUCUUCACCUCUGGUUAUCCCUCCAUCUCAGGUGUCUGAAGGUCAUGGUCAAUUGUCUUACCAACCUGAACUGGAGUCUGAGAACCCAGGGCAACUUAUUCAUGCUGAAUAUGAAGAGUCACUUAGUGGCAAGAACAUGUAUCCACAACAGUCCUUUGGGCCUAACCCAUUUUUAGGUCCUGUUCCCAUUGCACCUCCUUUCUUCCCUCAUGUUUGGUAUGGGUAUCCUUUUCAGGGAUUCGUAGAAAAUCCUGUAAUGAGGCAAAAUAUUGUCCUGCCCCCUGAUGAUAAAGGAGAGUUGGAUUUGCCUUUGGAAAAUCUAGAUCUGUCUAAAGAAUGUGAUUCUGUCUCAGCAGUAGAUGAGUUCCCAGAAGCCAGAGUUGAAGGUGCACAUUCUCUCUCGGAAGCAAGUGUGAGCAGCAAGCAUGAAGGCCGAGUGGAACAGUCAUCCCAGACACGAAAGGCAGACAUAGACUUGGCUUCAGGUUCUUCUGGAGUAGAAGGAAAGGCUCAUCCACCCACUCAGAUUCUAAACAGAGAGAGAGAAACUGUGUCUGCUGAACCUGAGCCUAAGAGGACCAUUCAAAGUCUGAAAGAAAAACCAGAGAAAGUAAAAGAUCCCAAGACUGCUGCUGAUGUGGUCAGCUCGGGGGCCAACUCUGUGGAUAGAUUGCAAAGACUAAAAGAAGAGAGUUCAGAAGAUGAAAAUGAAGUGUCUAAUAUUUUGAGAAGUGGCAGAUCCAAGCAAUUUUAUAAUCAAACUUACGGAAGCAGGAAGUACAAAAGUGAUUGGGGCUCUUCUGGUCGAGGUGGCUAUCAACAUGUGAGAGGAGAGGAGUCCUGGAAAGGGCAGCCCAACCGAAGCCGGGAUGAAGGUUAUCAGUACCAUCGACAUGUUAGAGGACGCCCAUACAGGGGAGAUAGGAGGAGAUCAGGGAUGGGAGAUGGCCACAGGGGACAACACACUUAACGGUUAGUUAUUGCUCAUGUUGUAGAGCUGUAGCCUUUUCUUAGGAAUAUUUCUGAAGGCUUUAAAAUCAUUACAAUAAAAACCCAAAUUGGAACUAUCUCCUCCCCUCCCCUUUACCCUUAAUUCCUAUUCUGAUGAGACUUUGAACAUGAGUUCAAGGGGCAGAUGAAUUUUUGGCAUUGUGGUUUUUCUUACUCAGAAUCUGUUUAUUGGGUUACUGACCCCAUAAAAAGUAAACGUGACUUUAAGUAUUUUUUUAUAAACAGCUCAAUAUAAAACAUAGACAGUGUUUGAUUUUUUUCCUUGUGUAAGUUUGAUUUAAAAACGUUGGAAAUGUGUACUUUUUAGUGUUUACUAAAGUGAUAAGAAAAUAAAGCAUUCAAUACACUAUAGAUUCCAAAACAUAACAUUGCACCAAAUAGAAAUGUAUAUUUUAUUAUGCAAUGCCUUAGUCAUAAACUGGGCUCAAACAAUCCUCAGCCUAAAACACUGUUGUCUUUUAAUAUGCUUCCAACCCAAAGGCCUUUCAUCUCAGUAUCUGUCAAACUUGAAUAACGUCUUCUCUUUACUAUUACACACGAGGCAGCCUAUUAACCUGUGUCUUAGAAUCGUUGUAUAUAGUUCUUUUAAUAUCCAUAGGGUAUAUUUUUGAAUUUUUUGGUGAGUAUUUGUUGAAUUUGAGAUAGCAUACAAUAGAUGUUUAAGAAAUAGUAGGAAGUCCGGUGAGACGGCUGUUUCCAUCAAGAACUCCUAGCACUGCUGUAAAUAUCAUGGUGCCUACUCGAAGGGAAUGUAGAUGCUAUGCAUUUUGGAAAUAAUCUGCAUCUGUUAAAACUGCAGAAGUUUUUUAAUGCCACUUUAACACUAAUGCACUGAUAGAUUCUAAAUAUUUUGUGAGAAAUGUUGAAAUGUUUAACCUGAUAGGCUUCUCUAUAAAAGAGUGUUUUGUUUUCUCCCUGCACCAUGAGCUGUGUUUAUCACUUUACAGUUGCAUGUUCUACUUGUCAUAGCUGGAAUUAUUGUAUUAAAAGAACAUGGUUGUGAUUCGUAGUUCUUCUCUAGAGGAUGCUGCUAGAACGUGGUUUUACUUUGCAUUUUGUAGCUCUUUCCCCGUCAGUGCUGUGUCCGGUCCUGCUUCUUCCAGUCCGCAGUACUCACUAGAGGCUCCUUCGCAUGUUGCACUCUGUUCUCAUUUGGAGAUUGGACUCUGACGAGUUAGCACAGUAUUCUCUCCUCUGUGGUACUUCGUAAAACUAACUGUACUUUGUAUUUCUUAUUUGUACAUAUCAGUGUGAGAAAUCUACCUUUUUUAUGUUGCAAUUACUUGUGAUCAGGCAGGCAGCUUGAGUGCUAUGCAAAUAGUAGGUAGUAUGGUGGUGAUUUUCUUUGCAUGUUGUGUGUGAUAUACCUAGCCAGAAAUAGAUGUGGCUUUUGUUUUGGGGGGCAAGUUACUUUUAAAAGCAAAUACAAUUCACUUGAAUUUGACAAACUGAAGCAGACAAGUUUUCUUGGUCCUCUGAUAACUUGGGAUGUUUGGCUGUCAGCUAGGCUCAGUGAAGCUGCACUGUACUGUAAUGAUGGUAUUUACCUCUGUGCUGUUUUAAUUACCCUCAUGUCUGUAACUGCUGAUUUGAGUAGUGAUUAGCAUUUAGAGAUUUUGUAAUGUAGGGCUUUAGAGAGCACUUUGAAAGAUAACAUUUUAUUAUGAUGGUGCUAGGUAAAAAAAUUUAUAGCAUGGGAUGUGAAGAAAAAAAUUGAGAACCCAUUGAAAGGAAUUUGUUGUCUGCUUCUAAGCUAGAGUGGUUGUAAAGGUUCCGCUCUGCUAGUGCUUCAGUAUCCGUGGCUGAAUUAUGGAUAAGAACUCUAGAGGGUCUUCUGUUUAUUUAGUCCCUGCUUUUUAUGUAGAAUUGGUUUUAUCUAAUAGUUUUAGUAUGGAAAUCGCCUUUUGAUAUAAUAAGCCAGAUUUUAGAAAUUUGAUGUUUGGUCUCAGGAGCUCAAAAGAAGUAGCUUUUUUCAGUGUCUUUUGUAUUACUGAUUUGGGAAAUGUUGAAAGAUUGGACAGGGAAGAAAGAAUAGCGCUUGUGUCCUCAUGAUCACUGUCUUACCUUAGUGACAGUCAGUACUUUAUAGCUCCUGAGGGAAACCAAUCAACUUCUGUUUUCCCACCUGACCUCCAGGGCAUGAUGGAUCAGUGAUCAAAGAAUUGUAGCCUGUGGUACUUUGUUUUUGACCCCUUGAAUAGAACUCUGACUUUUAUAGUUUUAAAAUGAUCAAUCUUUGUAUGAAGGUCAGUUUUGUUUCUUUAGGUAUCAGAGGAUUUUGCCUUAUCCUGAGGUCAGACUAGGGCCAAGCAAGCUUUUUCCUUCACAUGAACUGUCAUAUUGUAUUUUGACCUCUUUUUUCUACAGGAGAAAAGAAAGAGAAAAAUGACAGCUGGAAGUCCUUUGUAUUGGCACAUGAUAAAUCUUGAUGAUGGGCUAGAUUCUGAACAGAUGCUUCCACUGACCGAAGCUCAUGUGUUUAGUGUAGGUGCUGUAGUUGGAGUAGGCCCCACCUCUGCUCCUUUCAGUGUUGUUGCUGUUCAAGUUACUUCCUCUCAGACAUCCUCCAUUCUUGCCCCACACACUCGUUGGCAGCAGAAUGCUGGCAGCUUGUGACCCUCAUGUUGUUUCCUGUAAGUCUGUUUCAUGGCAGGGCUCAUACCUGCCUUAGCCUGACAGGAGUAGGUUUUCCGAAACCCACUGUGCUGAGACAGUUCAUGUGAUGCAAACUAUUUCUUGGAGUGUGGUGUUUUCUUUGGCCCAAGGGUAAACUAAGAUGCCUGUGAACUGCAAACUUGCUUAUGAUUGACUUGGUGCAAUACAGUUCCUUUCUAAACAGUUUCUGGUUUAGAGAAUACUCAGCCAUCCUGGAAACUAGCAAUAUUUAUUUUGCCUCGUUUAUUUUACCUUCAGUUUUCGAUGAAGUGAAGGUUUUCCUUCACUUAGGGUACUUAGCAAGGUCUAUUCUAGUGUAGCUGAAGAGGAAAGCUAUACUGUUUCUGUUUACUGUAUUUUGUUCCUUUUUUUAAAUGUCUAAUUGCUUUUUUAAAAUCUUCACAAUGGCUCACUUGAGCAUAUCAAUUUGAAAGAACUAAGAUUUUUUCCUACUUAAUGUCAGCCAUUGGCUCUCCCGAAAAUUGGGACUGUUUUUUGUUUUUGUUUUUGUUUCCCCUUUCCCUAAAAUUAUAAGUUUAGAGAAUCUUGUAAGAGUGGUGGGUGCAUGUCUUAAUGCUGAGAAGCAGCAGCUUUGGGGUUGAAUUUACUUGAAUGGUUUAAGAAAAAUUGCAUUGUUACAAAGCUAGAAAAAAUUUACGUAUGAAAAAUGAUCCUAGCCUUACACUGAGUACAGUAAUACUUAUAAGCAUGUGAAGAUGUGAUCCUUUGUGAUGUUACUUGUAAAAACAUAUAUACAUAUCUAUACAUAUCUUUUGAAGUGUUGAAAGGAAUAGUACUUUAUAUUCUUUAUCAUACCACUUUUGUAAGUGUUGAAUAUAUUGCUGUUUAUUUUUCUAUGUUCUGUUUCGUAGCCUUAAGACGUGUUUCAAACGAUCUGAAUGUAUAAAACAAGUCAAUGCCCUACAUGGUGUGAUGCUGCAUUAUAUAUACAACCGUGUGCAUAUAUUAAAUUCUGUCUGUCAAUUCUGCUUGGGAUUUUUUGGUCUUUGGGUAACCCAAUAUAUCACAUGUAAAUCUGAGGAUGAAUCUUAGUAAACUCUUGAAAAUGA
This is a messenger RNA of Grammomys surdaster, 7320 nucleotides long. RefSeq names its product OTU deubiquitinase 4 (gene Otud4). Gene Ontology annotation, biological process: negative regulation of interleukin-1-mediated signaling pathway; negative regulation of toll-like receptor signaling pathway; protein deubiquitination. The transcript is spliced from 21 exons. The record is from RefSeq and is a predicted model, not a curated record. Lineage: Eukaryota; Metazoa; Chordata; Mammalia; Rodentia; Muridae. The coding region runs from base 231 to 3554 and encodes 1107 amino acids. Gene Ontology annotation, molecular function: K63-linked deubiquitinase activity; cysteine-type deubiquitinase activity.